CCCUGACAGUCGAUACGUGACGAGAUUUCGCCUCUAAUAGCUACCACGGCCACUUUUAACAAAGUUCCAUGAAGAUUGCGAGAGUGUGCGUGUACGGAUCUAUGGAUUCCUCGAACACACGCGAAAUCCACGGAGUAUAAAAGCUUGCAAGACCUGUUUUCGCGAUUGCCGUGUCCCGAGGAAUCCUGUUGCGAGAACUACGUCCCAGGAGUAGACAGCCAGGACAGUCCUUUUCAGUCUGCAGCUCUGCACGGUUUUCAGAAUUUCGCCUAGCUCUCCGUACCGAGACAUCCACGAUGUUACUUCCCCUGCUACUUCUGCCCUUAGUGGCAGCCGUGCCACUCAAGCCAACCCUGGACAAGUACACUCUGGACAUCGAGAAUGAAACGCUGAGGAACAUCCAGUUCCACGGCGAACCCGUUUCCUCGCUGGAUCUAUCCAGCAUGGGAAUUCGUUACGUCGAGAAAAACGCCUUGGACAACGUGGCUUCGUUAAAGUCCUUGAACUUGGCCAACAACUCUCUCGAAUCGCUUCCAGAGUUCAUGUUCUCGAAUCUCACGAAUCUGGAGUAUCUAUCCUUGGCGGAGAACAAGCUGAGCAACCUAGAAUACCUGUUCGUCCGCUUGGAGAAGCUUCGAGUAUUGAACAUAUCCUGCAAUUCUGUGAUACACCUUCGUCGUGGACACUUGUUCGGUCUAACGAAAUCCACAACGAUCCUAACAGACGGGAACGUCUUCUGGAGCAUGAGCACAGGAACUUUCACGAACUCGUUCCUGAAAGACGACGAAGAACUGAAGCACAUAGAGAAAAUGAAGUCCGAGGUGGACGUCGAGCAAACGAGCGACGUAAUGGAGAAGCAAAUGGAACAGACGACAGUAGGUAACACGUUGAAACUGGAGAAAACCACACCAGCCCCUAAACUCGAGAUAAGGAAAGGCCAGAAGCUGAAAUUAUGCAUGCCGGAUCAGAUAGUCCUCUCGAUAGAACCGCUCGAAGGGAACAAAUCAGUCGCGAACGGGUGUCUAGAACUGCCGAUAAACGAGAGAGAAAAAACUGUGAGCCUUCGCGGAUUGGGCAUCAAAGGAUUCCACGAAGGAUGGUACCAGUUCCAGCAUUUCAUGGUAGUCUCCUUGGAUCUAGCCAAUAACGACAUCACAGAAAUCACGAAGGAGAUGCUGAACGACCUGCCCGAAGAUUUGAUCUACGUGAACCUGAUGGGUAACAGAAUCAGAGGUGUCUGGAGCCAGGUGAUCGAGAACAAACACCUGAGAAUGUUGAAUCUUAGAAACAAUCUCAUAGGAAACUUCGAGGAGAACGCGUUGUCGAGAACGAACUUGACCACUUUGUUCCUCGAUGGGAAUCAACUGGAGGACCUCUCCUUCGUUACCAGUUUGCCGAGAACUAUGACGGAGCUGGUGUUAGCCAGGAAUCAGAUCUCCUCCAUCUCGAACGGUGCAUUUUCGAACCUGUCCCGUCUGGUUUACCUAAACAUAGCCGAUAACAAGAUCACAAAGCUGCAGGAUAACGUUUUCAAGGGAUUGGACUCGCUCCAGGUGCUCAUUAUAACGAGGAACAGCCUGACGAAGAUCGAACGACAGGCGUUCAGCGACCUGAAGCAACUGAGCACGCUCUAUCUUCAUCGAAACUCGUUGACAGAGCUCGAGAAAGGUACGUUCUCGGAAUUGGAGAGUUUGAAAGAUCUGAACUUAGCCUGGAAUAAGUUAGAGAGGAUCACCAAGGAUUCGUUCGCCGAUUUACCGCAAACUUUGGACUUCCUGCAUAUCGAUUUAAACGGAAUAAACAGUUUAGAGAAGGGUAGCUUCGUCAACGUUCCCAGAUUCACCUUGUCUCUAACUGGGAAUAAAAUUUCGAGCAUUCCAAGGGGCGCCUUCGAUCUACCAACUUUGAGAGACUUGCAUCUGAACAACAACACCUUGACGACCAUAGAAGGCGACAGUUACGAAGGUCUGCCACAGUUGAAACGUUUAUGGCUGAACGAAAAUCAGAUCACAGAGAUACCUAAAGGUUCUUGCAAGAAUUUGGGCAGCUUGAACAUCCUGGACAUAUCGAAGAAUCCUUUCCAGAAAUUGCAAAAUGGCGCUCUUUACGGACUGAGCAUGGUUAGAGGAAACUUCUUGUACAUAUACAACAACCAGCUGAAGGAACUCGAGGGUGGAGUCUUCGAUGAUGUUUAA
Messenger RNA from Habropoda laboriosa, 2195 nucleotides. RefSeq names its product toll-like receptor 13. Lineage: Eukaryota; Metazoa; Arthropoda; Insecta; Hymenoptera; Apidae. The coding region runs from base 297 to 2195 and encodes 632 amino acids. The transcript is spliced from 3 exons. The record is from RefSeq and is a predicted model, not a curated record. Gene Ontology annotation, cellular component: extracellular matrix. Gene Ontology annotation, molecular function: protein binding.